Capra hircus (goat) is the source of this 7773-nucleotide messenger RNA. RefSeq names its product tubulin tyrosine ligase like 10 (gene TTLL10). The record is from RefSeq and is a predicted model, not a curated record. Gene Ontology annotation, biological process: protein modification process. The transcript is spliced from 13 exons. Lineage: Eukaryota; Metazoa; Chordata; Mammalia; Artiodactyla; Bovidae.
GCCUCUCUGAGCAGAGGGACCCAGAGGCCAGAGGCUGCAUGGAGGCCACUAAGGAGGAUUUCCAGCCCCGGCAAAGGUGCCAGUUCCCUGUAGGAGGCUGGGAAGACCCUCAACUACCGCAGCAGGAGGGGCACUGGGCCUUUUCCCAGAGAGGGGCUGACUGUCCCCUACUGUCCUCAGGGUACUCAGCCCUCAGGGUACUCAGCCCUCAGGGUACUCAGCCCAAGCACAGCCAGGCCUGAGGAGAGGGGAGAGAUAUCUGCCCUGCAAGGCUAGCCAGUUCAUGCUGGGCUGCCUUGCUCCAGGUUGUAGAUGUGACCAAUGGCCCAGCCCUGGGCUGUUGUGGGAAAGGCUGCCACCAGGCUGGCUCCCUCACCAGCUUCAAGUUAUAAGGCAGUUUUUGAGUCUGAGCUCUUGGUGUCACCACAUGGGCAGGGUGCUGCCUCCUGAGAACCCAUGAGGAGCCACCAGAGGAGCAGGGAGGUGGUCUGGCCCAGCCCCUAGAGUCUGGGUCUCUAGAAAUGAAGGGAUGGGGGCAUGGGCUCCUGGGGAGGACAGACUUCCAAAAGUCUUUGCUCGGGCCAGUGGGAAGACUGAGCGGACUGCAGGUGACCAGGGGCCCCCCUGCACACCCAAGGGUACUUGCCCCCUGCAGGCCCAGGCAGGGGCCCACCACCGUGAGGUCAGGAUGCCCCUCAGACAAUAGCUCAGCUAGGGGAGCUCUCCCCGCUCCCACAGACUAACUCUCGGGCAAAGGGAUUUCAGACCACAGUCCAGCAGAACUGAGCCCUGAGGCCACCAGUGCCUGGCACAGGCAGCACGCAGCUGAGGGCGCAUCAGUCUCUGAGAGGAGUCAGGAGGAGGGACUUGGGCACAUUAAUUUCCUGGGGUGGCCACAGCAAACUACACAAACUUGGUAGCUUAAAACAACGAAAGUGACUUCUCUCACGGUCCUAGAGGCCGGAAGUCAGAAGUCCAGGUAUAAGCAGGGUCCCUCCUGCCUCUUCUGGCCUCUGGGGCUCCAGGUGUCCCCAGGCUUGUGGCCACAGGGCUUGUGGCCCUCUGGCCACUGCCCACCUUCCACUGGCUUCUCCCCUCUGUGUCUCCUGCUCCCUGCCUCCCUCUCACAAGGACACUGGUUGCUAGACUUAGGGCCCAUCAGAUAAUCACAUCUGCUAAGACCAUUUCUCCAAGUGAGGUCACAUCCCUAGGUUCUGGGCCUUAGGACGUGGACACACACUGCAGGGGGCUGCCGUCCACCCUACAGGAAGCAAGUGAAGGCACUCUAAGGGGAGACACCCUGGUGACCCAUGCAAGGCUCUGCAGGGUGGAGGAAGAGGCCGUGCAGGGCAGCCAGAGGCCCUCCCACCGCCCCUGGACUCCCAGACCUGGCUGUCAGCCCCAUCUACCCUUGCGGAGGCAUGGGUCUGCAGAGCCCCACUUUCUAUUUUGUUAAGUGAGGGCUCCACGUGCUGAGGCUGUGGUGAGGGGAAGUGAAGGGUAGCAGCUGAAGCACAGUGGGUCAGGCCUGUGGUCUGGGCAUAGACUUGGGGAUCUUGAGAAGGCUCAGGAAUGACCUUGGAGGAUGGAGGACCCGGAUGGGGGCUGUGCAUGUAACGCCCCUCUUCCAACCUCAGUCAUUCCCUGCCCCCACCCCCGGGCCGGCCUCCAACCCCUCCCCAUCCACCUGCUCACCUCUGGGCCACUGGGUCGUGGUUGCUGGGAGACAGUUGCCUGGUCACCACUGUUGUUUUCUGGGCAGAGGGCUCACACCACCUUAUGGGGCAGGUAAGAGGGACAGGCAGGCCACAGCGGGGUCCUGGCUGGGCAUGAAGGCUGGAGCCAGCUGUGCUGUGGCCCCUACCUGGCCCCGCAGCCCCCAGGAGCCCUGUGGGUCCUCUAAGACUCUGUCCAGGAGUAUAAGGGAGGGGAGGGAGAAGAGGGGAGGAGAGGCCUGGUUGGGCAGAGCCCCCUCUGAAGAGGGCCCAAACACCCAGGGCCAUAGGGUGAGGAACAGAGACACCCAGGCCAGGCUGAGCAGGGCAGGCCUCCCGGGGGCAGCAGCCCCUUAGGACCAGCUGCUUUGCUCAAGACCAGGUCUGUCUCCCUGGACCAAACCCCAAAAGGAUGGUCUCCUAAAAUCCACAGGGACCCACAUCCCCCCAAUCAGCUUAGCCGUGGCCAGAAAGCACCAGCCGGAUGAGCAAAGUCAGCACUCCCAAGCGCCCAUGUGGCCAAGCGUAUAUCUGGGGAUGGGCCCAGUAAGGCAUGGUGGCAUCUCAUUUCUUGGACAUUUCCUUCAGCUUCAUUCACCAAGGUCUUCCACUCGUCACACCAGGGUGCCGUUUCCUGCUGGUCUUUUUACCUGACCAGGUAAAUGGCUUCUUUAAAAGUUCAUUAUAAAGUUGGGUUUCCACUGACGGUCCCUGCUCUGCUGCAGCCGUCUUGGGAGCCCUGGUGCCAUCCUGCCUGUGGGGCCGCGGCUGCCCAAGCUGCAUCGCCAGUGAUAACAUUCCCUGAACCUCUUCCAACAAAAGCUUUCUAUUUAGAAUGAGUCUGUUAGAGAGAUUCUGAGAAAGGCGAUUGUGGGGACAUCCCCCAGUGGUCCAGUGGUUAAGGUUUCCCCUACCAACCCAAGAGUUGUGGGUUUGAUUCCUGGUCCAGGAACUAAGAUCUCGCAUGCUGUGCAGUAAGGCCAAAAAAAAAAAAAAAAGGGUAAUUGCUCAACAAAGGCUCUGGGAGCUGGAGCUGUGACCCCCUGACCCCGCCCACAACCCCACCAGCCAUGUCCUGUGGCCCAGGGACACCACAGUCAUCACAUGUGUGCAUGUCCAGGGUAGGGGUUCUUCUUAAUCUUUGUUCAUUUGAAUGACAAGAAACUGUAAUUUGUGGCCUGUUUAAUUCUUAGCAGAAGAAAUAAAAUAUACAGAGUGAAGACAGGCCAGAGGUCCAGGCUUACAAGGCUUGUUCUGAAACCCAUGCCUUCAUGCCCAAUUCUGGGCUCCUGUUUCUGGCAGCGCCCACUGCUGCGUCCAGAUGACACGCAGAAGUUAGCCAGUGCUGGGCUGUGGGGCCGGGGGCUCCCUCCACACCCCCAUGUUCACACGAUAACUCCCAGCAAUACUCCCUGGGGGUGGCCACUGCUGGCACCAGCCUGGCGUUCCCGUCCUCACUGUCAUCAGGCAGGCCCUCCUGGAACACGGGGGACGAGGCAGGUAUCUGCACAUGUCACGUGUAGGAACUGUCUUCACAGCAACCCCCUCAACUCUCUCUCAGGUGGGGAAACCAAGGCACAGAGCAACAGCCCAGAGAGCCCCAGCAUCUUGUCCCCAGACCUCCAGCCACACUGGGCUGGCUGCAGAGCCUUACCUCCUGAUUUGAGACUUCUCAAGCCUCUUUCCUUGUAUUCUUCUUUCCAACCCACUCCCCUGCCUUGAUCUUCCCACAAGGCUGUACCGCGUUUUUAAUUCUUAUGAGCUGCUCCACCUUGUCUGUCCUCUUGUGCUAACCGUCCAGCCCUCUUCUCGGGUGAGGAUGGCAGUCCUACCCUGGCAUGUCUCUAGGGCCACGUCCCUGUGCCUUCUGCCCACCCUCGCCACCCAGCCACCCUCUCCUCUCCUCUCCUCUAAGCCUGACUGUGCAGCUGCUAUUUCUAUGUGUCAACCUCCUGCUCACAUCUGGGGUGGGGGGGCCUCUGCAAGGUGUCCGUUGACCCAGUAGCUGCUCAGGUGGGAGUGCUGGGGGGUAGUACUGCCUGUCAUCCUCUUGGGGGCCUCUAUCCCCAGAAGGUUUGGGUCUCAGGCAACGUGGGGACACGUACACACCACAAGCACCCUCCCUGCUCUCAGCAGGCACCACUCCCCACCCCAGUCAUGCUGGGCGGGGUCAGCCCCACUAAGGAGACCUCUCAUUCUGGGUGGGGCAGGGCUGGGAAGGGGGCUCAAGGUUGUCCACACGGCUUGGCCAAAGGCCGAGACCCUCCCUGCAUCCAGCUACUGCCCAGCCCCCAUCACUAGGUUGACAGCUGUUUCCAGUUUACCCUCUUCUGUCCUAAAUGGGGACAAAGGUCUUGGUCAGCAUCUCUAGGGUGACCAGUUGGUUUGUUUGCAAAGCGACUGUCCUCUUUGGAGGAGCCUCUCUGUGCCUGCCCACACUCUAGGCUGCUGGCCUUUCCACUGCUUGUGGCUCUUCAGUUUCGGAAAACCCUAGCCUCCCGAGCAGCCCCCCAAACUGGGAAGGACCUGUCAAGGAAUAGCUAAAAUUCCCUACAAUGUUCCCAUCUCAGCCACUCAAGAAAGGUGCCCCAGGGAGGCAUCGUUCUAGGGGCAGGGCCCACAGCCCCACUGACCCUGGGAGGGGCCUGCUGAAGGCCGUUCCCCCCCAGCCCCACAGGCCUGACAGCAGCCCUCCUUACAGCCGCCCCCGCGGCCGAGUACAGAGACGCCGACCUCCGACGAACCAUCCCUGCAGGGGAGGACUCACCCCAGACAGACAGGAUGCAGAGAAGGCCCUGCCCUCAAGGGGCACCCAGCCCCACAGUCACCACAGAGACCGGAACCAGACCGGAGUCCAGCACUCCAGGCAGCACCCCUCCCCGCACAGGGUGGGCCUGACCGGGUGCCCAGUUCAAGGGCUAGGACCACAGGUUGCCCGCAGGGCCCGCAGAGGUGUGGGGGCCAUGUCCUCCCAGAGGUACCCCUGCCCAGGUACCCCAGCAUCUGUGGCCCGCAGCCACACCCACUUUCUCCACCGCCGAGGACCACCCCCUCGGACCCAAGUCAGCACAAAGAGAGGCAAGCGGUCAAGGAUGGCAGGGAUCCGGUGGGGCCACACCCGGGCACCAGGUGAAUGCAGCCAGGACCUUCCUGGGGACAGGCACCCCAUCCCCAAAAAGGCCUUCUCACAGGGGACAACACAGCUCUGUCCUGGGAGAGGGGCUGGGAGAAAGUCACAUGUUGGGUAUGGGAUCCAGGCUGGCCAAGUAGGGCAGAGGCCAGCAGAGUCAGGGUCUGAACAGGCAUGCUGGGCCCAUGAGAGACCCAUGGGGAGCCACGGAGAGGAGGGGCUCCUGCAUCCGCUAAGCCAGCAGGACCAAGAUGCAGAGCUGGACGACUCUGAAGCCAUCAGGCCCCAGGCCACCCUCCUGGAGAAGCACUUUCUGGAGGGGGAGAAGCAGCCACCCAGUACUGGGCAGGGCCCCUUCUUCUACAUCGGAGGGACCAACGGGGCCUCCAUAAUCAGCUCCUACUGCAAGAGCAAGGGCUGGCGGCGCAUCCAGGAUAGCCGGCGGGAAGACUACAAGCUCAAGUGGUGUGAGGUUAAGUGCAGAGACACCUAUUGCAACUUCCGGGAAGGCAAGCAGCUGUUGUACCAGCUCCCCAACAACAAGCUCCUCACCACCAAGAUUGGGCUGCUCAGCGCCCUGAGGGAGCACUCGAGAGUCCUGAGCAAGACCAGCAAGCCAGCCCCCUGCGCACAGACCAAAUCUGGAAAGGACAUGAUACCCGCCCUGGAACAGCUCCUGUGGACCAGCUCAGGACACCUGGGGCCAUAGAGGGUCCUGAGAAUGGAAGACUUUUUCCCAGAGACGUACCGUCUGGACAUCAGGGACGAGAGGGAGGCUUUCUUCACCCUCUUUGAUGAAACCCAAAUGUGGAUCUGCAAGCCCACAGCCUCCAACCAGGGCAAAGGCAUCUUUCUGCUCCGGAACCAAGAGGAAGUCACCACUCUCCAGGCCAAGACCCAGAGCAUCGAGGAUGACCCCAUCUACCGCAAGAUGCCAUUCCGGGCGCCCCAGGCGCGGGUCGUGCAGAGGUACAUCAAGAACCCGCUGCUGCUGGAUGGGAAGAAGUUUGAUGUGCGCUCCUACCUGCUCAUCGCCUGCGCCAUGCCCUACAUGGUCUUCUUCGGCCACGGCUAUGCUCGCCUCACCCUCGGCCUUUAUGAUCCCCAUUCCAGCGACCUCAGUGGCCAUUUAACCAACCAGUUCAUGCAGAAGAAAAGUCCCUUGUAUGUGCUGCUCAAGGAGGACACGGUGUGGAGCAUGGAGCACCUCAACCGUUACAUCAACGACAAGUUCCACAAGACCAAGGGCCUCCCACGAGACUGGGUCUUCACCACCUUCACGAAGCGGAUGCAGCAGAUCAUGGCCCACUGCUUCCUGGCCGUCAAAGCCAAGCUGGAGUGCAAGCUGGGCUACUUUGACCUCAUCGGCUGUGACUUCUUGAUCGAUGAAAAUUUCAAGGUGUGGCUGCUGGAAAUGAACUCCAACCCCGCCCUGCACACCAACUGUGAAGUCCUGAAAGAAGUGAUUCCCGGCGUGGUCAUGGAGACCCUGGACCUGGCGCUGGAGACCUUCCAAAAGAGCCUGCGCAGCGAGAAGAUGCUACCGCUGCUGUCCCAGCGCCGCUUCGUGCUCCUGCACAACGGCGAGACGGACCUGUGGCCGUGCCUGGGAGGCUCCCGCAACGUCCCCCGCCCGCCGCUGCCCCCACUUCGGCUCACCUGCGACGCCGCGCCCCUCGAGCCAUCCCUGCUCCGCGCCACCGACCGGCCAGGCGCGCGCAGGCCCGUGCCACACCGGGGCCUCGGCGGCGCGCCAGUGCGGCCCUCCUCCGCGCACCGGCGCCCCCGGCCUCCCGUCCCCGCCCCGGACGGCGCCCUGAGUGGAGACCCCGAGGCCCAGGAAGGUGGGCAGCCGCGAGUGGGCGACGCGGACCGGGCACGGGAGCUUUCCCCGGGGCCGGCAGAAGAGGAGCGCAAGAACGCGGGCCAUCGAGGCUCCUAGCCGGCUCUCUCCCAGGGACCUAUAAAAGCUACUUUGUUACAAGCGCGGCCUCUGCCCCGCAUACCCGGCCCCAAGACCCCCGCUGGCAGCCUCCCUGAACCCUGCGAGCCGCUACUUCACUGCUGGGACCCGUUCUUGGGGAAACAUGGGGGUCUAGGGAUGAGCCACCGAAUCCGAACCCCUGACUUUGCCCAUCAUGGGCUGCUUCUAUCCGGUGAAGCUCUCCAGUUUCUGGGCCCCCACGCAUCACCUAAAGCCUGCCUCCAUCAGGACCCUGGGUCUCUGCAGCCUCACAGGUCACCUACCCCAGCUGCCUAGUCUGCGGUCCCUGGGAAAGGCAGCCAGUGUCUCCCAGGCAAGGGUCUGGGUCCCCACAGCCCCCUCCAGAUCCCCACAGGAGUGGUUCUUUACACUAGGCCCCACCCUGCCCAGGCUCAGCUCCUUUCUGGGGCUUCAGAGCACCAGGGCCCUGAGCUCCCCAACGGUGCCACGGUGGGAGCUAUACAGCAGGCAGAGCAUUGCAAGGCCCCAAGGACCCAGGCUGUGGGCAAUGGUCAUGCAGGACGGAGCCCUGAGGGGUGUGCCGAGCCAGCAUGUCCCCAUGUUCCUUGUGGCCCCAACCCCGAAGCUGCUGGGAAAAACCCACUACUACCAAGCAUCCUGGACCAGCCAUAAUCCCCUCUCCACACCCACCAUCCCACACCAACCCCAGUCCAGACCCACCCCUAGGCCCACUGCAGCUGGCACCCCUCCUCCUGCACUGCCUUUCACAUACGCCACCCUCACCUCUCCCAUCAGUUACCACCAAGUCACAUGCCCUCCUCUUGUCCUGCCAACCCUCCCUCAUUGACCCCAGCGGGCUCCACCACAGGUGGGAAGGGCUGCUGGGACCCUUGUUCUGCUCUGCAUUGGAGUGCUGCUGCUGCUACUAAGUCGCUUCAGUUGUGUCCGACUCUGUGCGACCCCAUAGACCGCAGCCCACCAGG